AUGGCGGGCAACACGGGCAUGGAACAAUUGAUCCCGAUCGUGAACAAACUGCAGGAUGCGUUCACGCAGCUCGGCGUGCAUAUGCAACUCGAUCUGCCGCAGAUCGCAGUGGUGGGCGGCCAGAGUGCGGGCAAGAGUUCCGUGCUCGAGAACUUCGUCGGCAAAGAUUUCUUGCCCAGAGGUUCUGGCAUUGUGACAAGGAGACCACUCAUCUUGCAGUUGAUUAACUGUUUAACUGAAUAUGCAGAAUUUUUGCAUUGCAAAGGUAAGAAGUUUGUAGAUUUUGAUGAAGUGCGAAGAGAAAUUGAAUCUGAAACAGACAGAGUGACUGGAAGUAAUAAGGGCAUCUCUAAUGUACCAAUUAAUCUUAGAGUAUAUUCACCCAAUGUCUUGAAUUUAACAUUAAUUGAUUUACCUGGACUUACAAAAGUACCAAUCGGAGAUCAGCCAGCAGAUAUAGAGGCCCAAAUUAAAGGGAUGAUAUUUCAGUUUAUCAAACGUGAAAAUUGUCUUAUAUUGGCAGUUACACCAGCCAACACUGAUUUGGCUAACAGCGAUGCUCUUAAACUCGCUAAGGAGGUGGAUCCACAAGGUGUACGUACAAUUGGCGUUAUUACUAAAUUGGAUCUCAUGGAUGAUGGUACUGACGCAAGAGAUAUUUUGGAAAAUAAAUUAUUACCAUUGAGAAGAGGUUAUAUUGGUGUAGUCAAUAGAAGUCAAAAAGAUAUAGAAGGACGGAAGGAUAUAAAAAAUGCUUUAGCUGCUGAGCGAAAGUUCUUUCUCAGUCAUCCAUCUUAUCGUCAUCUAGCAGACAGGUUGGGUACGCCAUAUUUGCAGAGAGUUUUGAAUCAACAGUUAACAAACCAUAUCAGGGAUACCUUGCCAGCUCUAAGAGAUAGAUUACAAAAGCAGCUAUUAACUUUAGAGAAAGAUGUCGAGCAGUAUAAACAUUUCAGACCUGAUGAUCCUGCAAUCAAAACGAAGGCUAUGUUACAGAUGAUACAGCAACUUCAGUCAGACUUUGAGAGAACUAUAGAAGGCUCAGGUUCAGCACAAAUUAAUACUAAUGAACUCAGUGGUGGCGCGAAAAUUAACAGACUUUUCCAUGAACGUUUCCCGUUCGAAAUUGUUAAAAUGGAAUUUGAUGAGAAAGAAUUAAGGAGAGAAAUUGCUUUUGCCAUCAGAAAUAUACAUGGUAUCAGGGUAGGAUUAUUCACCCCAGAUAUGGCUUUUGAGGCAAUAGUCAAGAAGCAAAUAAAUAGACUUAAAGAACCAAGUCUUAAAUGUGUAGAUUUAGUUGUGCAAGAACUUAGUAAUGUUGUACGCAUUUGUACAGAUAGGAUGUCGCGUUAUCCUAGACUAAGGGAAGAGACAGAACGUAUCAUAACGACGUACGUUAGGCAGCGCGAACAAAUGUGUAAAGAGCAGUUGAUUUUGUUGGUUGAUUGCGAGCUCGCAUACAUGAACACUAAUCAUGAAGAUUUUAUCGGUUUUGCAAACGCUGCAGCCAGUAGCCAUAAUGCAAGUGCACAGCAAUCGUCGGAAAAUUCUGUUAAAUCUGGACGGCAUACAUUAGGCAACCAAGUAAUUCGCAAAGGCUACAUGUGCAUACAUAAUCUCGGUAUUAUGAAGGGCGGUUCAAGAGAUUACUGGUUUGUUUUAACAUCAGAGAGUAUCUCCUGGUUCAAGGAUGAAGAAGAACGUGAAAAGAAGUACAUGCUGCCUUUAGAUGGAUUGAAGCUGCGUGAUCUAGAACAAGGUUUUAUGUCACGACGUCAUUUAUUUGCGUUAUUCAAUCCGGAAGGGAGAAACGUAUAUAAGGAUUACAAGCAACUGGAGUUGAGUUGCGAAACUCAAGAUGAUGUUGAUUCUUGGAAGGCCUCUUUCCUGAGGGCUGGUGUGUAUCCCGAAAAAUCGACAGAACAAGCGAAUGGCGAAGGAGAGGAAGGAUAUGAGGGUGAAAUAGAGGGUCAAUCAUCAAUGGAUCCCCAAUUGGAGCGUCAAGUGGAAACUAUCAGGAAUUUAGUAGAUUCUUACAUGAAGAUUGUUACGAAAACUACUCGUGAUCUAGUUCCAAAGACAAUUAUGCACCUUAUUAUUAAUAAUGCUAAGGACUUUAUUAAUGGGGAACUGUUGGCACAUCUUUAUGCGAGUGGUGAUCAGUCUUCCAUGAUGGAAGAAUCCCCUGAAGAGGCGCAGAAACGGGAAGAGAUGUUACGCAUGUAUCAUGCAUGCAAAGAGGCCCUUCGUAUUAUCGGAGAUGUCUCCAUGGCCACUGUUUCAACUCCAGUACCACCACCCGUAAAGAACGAUUGGUUGGCAUCAGCCGAGAAUCCAAGUCUUGGAUUAUCACCACCAUCUCCUGGUGGUCCAAGACGCGGAGUGACACAGCCACCACCUCUUUCUAGCUCACGAGCACCACCACCAGUACCUGCAGGCGGUCGACCCGCACCAGCCAUUCCUAAUAGACCUGGUCCGGGUGGACCACCACCAACUCGAGCUAACCCUGGCCUACCUCCACCUAUGAUACCAUCUCGAGGGGGUGGUCUACAGCAGAGGAUGACGCAAGCUGCGACACAGGCUGCGACGCAGGCCGCCGUGCACGAGCUGAUGGAUGCGUUCAAGAUCAAGCGUCCCGUACCCAAUAUUCCUCCCCGAAUUCCCGACAGACCAUUCUCCGGCAGACUAAACUGAGCUAGUCCGACAGCAGCGGGAUAUGAGACAAUACCUCGUAUAUCUGUGACAAUCCAAGACAGCAUCAGGAAAGAUCUUGUUCGAAUGACCAAUGACAGGCCACGACGAAAGCGGAAGGUUGGCAGGAGAAAUCCCCAUUUUCGCGAUGAAGAUAAGAAGUUCUCCUAAAAUCAAUAUUUCGUCCCCUUGAUCUCAACGGCCUCGACAUCAAUUUGUUGACGUUUGCUGAUAGAGACAAGGAUCAGAACCGAAGAGGAGGCAUUCACGCAGAGAGAAGGAGGAAGCAAGGCUGUGUUAUAUGAAUACUAAAGAAGAAAGAGGGACCAAGAAACGAACUAGAGGCAGAAAAACGGCUCGUCUGUUUCUCGAUGGUCAGGACAGCCAGAGGGAUCUCCCCAUCAGUCACUUCUUCAAACGUUUUCUCUGAUAUAUACUUUGUUUUCUACCUUUAUUUAUAUACAACUAGAUUCGCGAUAUAGAUUACGUUUAAUUCUAAUAAUAAGUAUUAACACCGUGUGCUCGAUAUGCGCCAGGUGUCUUCUUUUUUAAGGAAGUAACUUUGUUCAAAACGGCAGUAGAAAUCUCUUACGACAAGAAGGACAAUCCAGAUGCGUUUUUAUCAAUUUUGUUCAAUGAUUCAAAAAUUAUUUGAAAUCACGAUAUUAUCAGUAUUAAAAACGAGUUUAUUAGCUAUUAAUUAUUCAUAAUGAGAAAUAAUAGUGCGAGAGUCCAGUUUCUCGAGAAAUAUCGAAGGUGCAGUAUUACUGUAUAACUUAAUUUCGAUUAACAAUCUAUAAUCAUAAAAUUGCCAAACGGAUAGUGUAAUAUUAGUUUUUUAUAGAUACUUCUUACAAAUAUUUCCUAUUUUCUGUCUGCGUAUUCGAUAUAUAUCGUAUCCUUCUUAUCGUAAGUUUUGUGACAUAAUUGUAAAAACAAUUUGUUCGUGUACGAGACGAGUAUGGGCAACCCGAUUACCUCGAUUGUAAAAGAGCUAAUUAGAACAGAAGGACAAAGCCACGUUUUGCAGAGAAAAAACGGGGAAUUUUCUAUUUGAAUAUGGUAUCAGCAUUCCAGAGAACGUCGAGAUUUUGCAAUUGUACAAAAUAACGCAAAAAUAUAAAUUAUUGUGAUCAAUCCA
Messenger RNA from Formica exsecta, 3832 nucleotides. RefSeq names its product dynamin (gene shi). The coding region runs from base 1 to 2694 and encodes 897 amino acids. The record is from RefSeq and is a predicted model, not a curated record. Gene Ontology annotation, molecular function: microtubule binding; GTPase activity; GTP binding. Gene Ontology annotation, biological process: receptor-mediated endocytosis. NCBI's taxonomy places the organism in Eukaryota, Metazoa, Arthropoda, Insecta, Hymenoptera, Formicidae. The transcript is spliced from 19 exons. Gene Ontology annotation, cellular component: synapse; cytoplasm; plasma membrane.